GGGGGCGCGCGCGGGCGCGGCGACGAGCGGAGCCGGAGCCGGGCAGAGGCGCGCCGAGCCGAGCUGAGCUAGUGCAGCCCUAGAGCCGGCCCGGCCCCGGUAGAGCCUAACUGCGGCCGCCGAGAUGCUGGACCCGUCGUCCAGCGAGGAGGAGUCGGAGGAGUUGGUGGAGGAGGAGAGCGGGAAGGAGUCGCUGGCGCCCGCCGCGGCACGGCUCUCGCCCAGUCGCCCCGGCGAGGGCCCGGGAGGUGGCGGCGGCGGCGGCGGUGGCGGCGGCGGCGGCGGCAGUGGCGGCGGUGGCAGCGGCAGCGCUGGGCUGCAGCCGGGCGGGCGCGGCAGCAGCGCUGCGCGGCCCGCCAGUCCCAGCCCCUCGGUGGCCAGCGAGAAGGAGAAGGACGAGCUGGAGCGGCUGCAGCGGGAGGAGGAGGAGAGGAAGAGGAAGCUGCAGCUCUACGUCUUCGUCAUGCGCUGCAUCGCCUACCCCUUCAAUGCCAAGCAGCCCACCGAUAUGGCCCGCCGGCAGCAGAAGAUAAGUAAGCAGCAGCUCCAGACAAUCAAAGAUCGUUUCCAGGCCUUUCUCAAUGGAGAAACCCAAAUUGUGGCAGAUGAAGCAUUUAUAAACGCCGUCCAGAGCUACUAUGAGGUGUUCCUGAAAAGUGACCGUGUUGCCAGGAUGGUGCAGAGUGGAGGGUGCUCAGCCAAUGACUCCCGGGAGGUCUUCAAGAAGCACAUUGAGAAGAGAGUGCGUAGCCUGCCGGAAAUCGAUGGCCUCAGCAAGGAGACAGUCCUGAGCUCCUGGAUGGCAAAGUUUGAUGCCAUUUACCGUGGGGAAGAGGACCCCCGUAAGCAGCAGGCCAGGAUGACGGCAAGUGCUGCCUCAGAGCUCAUUCUCAGCAAGGAACAGCUCUACGAGAUGUUCCAGAACAUUCUGGGGAUCAAGAAAUUUGAGCAUCAGCUUCUGUACAACGCAUGUCAGCUGGACAACCCAGACGAGCAAGCCGCACAGAUCAGACGCGAGUUAGAUGGACGUCUCCAAAUGGCAGAGCAAAUUGCCAAGGAGCGCAAGUUUCCCAAGUUUGUGUCCAAAGAAAUGGAGAACAUGUACAUUGAGGAGCUGAAGUCUUCUGUCAAUCUUCUGAUGGCAAACCUGGAGAGCAUGCCCGUGUCUAAAGGAGGCUCCGAGUUCAAGCUACAGAAACUAAAACGUAGUCACAACACCUCAAUAAUUGACAUGGGAGAGGAAAAUGAGAACCAGCUUUCCAAGUCAGACGUCGUCUUGUCGUUCUCCCUGGAGGUUGUCAUCAUGGAGGUGCAGGGUCUGAAGUCACUGGCUCCCAACCGUAUUGUGUACUGCACCAUGGAAGUCGAAGGUGGGGAGAAACUGCAGACUGACCAGGCUGAAGCCUCAAAGCCAACCUGGGGCACCCAAGGAGACUUCACCACAACACAUGCGCUUCCUGCAGUGAAGGUGAAGCUGUUCACGGAGAGCACAGGAGUGCUGGCUCUGGAGGACAAAGAGCUUGGGAGGGUUGUUCUCCACCCUACUCCGAAUAGCCCAAAGCAAUCAGAGUGGCACAAAAUGACUGUUUCCAAAAAUUGCCCGGAUCAAGACCUGAAGAUCAAGCUUGCUGUGCGGAUGGAUAAGCCUCAAAACAUGAAGCACUCCGGGUAUUUAUGGGCCAUUGGUAAAAAUGUUUGGAAGAGAUGGAAAAAACGAUUCUUUGUCCUGGUCCAGGUUAGUCAAUAUACAUUUGCUAUGUGCAGCUACCGGGAGAAAAAAGCUGAACCUCAAGAGCUGCUGCAGCUUGACGGAUACACUGUGGACUACACCGACCCGCAGCCAGGUUUGGAGGGCGGCAGAGCAUUCUUCAACGCAGUGAAGGAAGGAGACACGGUGAUUUUUGCAAGUGACGAUGAGCAGGACCGUAUCCUGUGGGUCCAAGCCAUGUACCGAGCCACCGGCCAGUCCCACAAACCUGUGCCACCUACUCAAGUGCAAAAGCUAAAUGCUAAAGGAGGAAAUGUACCCCAGCUAGAUGCCCCAAUCUCUCAAUUUUAUGCAGAUAGAGCUCAAAAGCAUGGCAUGGAUGAAUUUAUCUCUUCCAAUCCCUGUAACUUUGACCACGCUUCACUCUUUGAGAUGGUUCAGCGCCUCACUUUGGACCACAGACUUAAUGAUUCCUAUUCUUGUCUGGGCUGGUUUAGUCCUGGCCAGGUCUUUGUGCUAGAUGAGUAUUGUGCACGUAAUGGAGUGCGAGGCUGUCACAGACAUCUCUGCUACCUCAGAGAUUUGCUAGAGCGCGCAGAAAACGGAGCUAUGAUUGACCCCACCUUACUUCACUACAGCUUUGCCUUUUGUGCAUCACAUGUUCAUGGCAACAGGCCUGACGGGAUAGGAACUGUGACCGUAGACGAGAAAGAGCGAUUUGAAGAGAUCAAGGAGCGACUUCGUUUGCUUCUGGAGAAUCAGAUCACCCAUUUUAGGUACUGCUUUCCAUUUGGCCGUCCAGAAGGUGCACUAAAAGCUACUCUGUCGCUGCUGGAAAGGGUUCUGAUGAAAGACAUAGUUACUCCGGUCCCUCAAGAAGAGGUAAAAACAGUCAUCCGUAAAUGCUUGGAGCAAGCAGCUCUGGUCAAUUACACUCGACUGUCAGAGUAUGCCAAAAUCGAAGGGAAAAAGAGAGAAAUGUAUGAGCAUCCUGUCUUCUGCUUGGCCUCUCAAGUGAUGGAUUUAACCAUUCAGAAUCAAAAGGAUGCAGCCCGUCCGUCCAAGCCUAAGCCACCGGCUGGGCCACCAUCAUCUCCUCAAACGCAGACUAACAUGAUAAAUCAUAUGUUCAAAGGCAUGGCCAAACAGCCGCCAAAAAAUGUAGGCCGGUUAGUCACACCAGCUAAAAAGUUAGAAGAUACAAUACGUCUGGCAGAGUUGGUAAUUGAAGUCCUACAGCAAAACGAAGAACACCAUGCGGAGGCCUUUGCUUGGUGGUCUGACUUAAUGGUUGAGCACGCGGAGACCUUCCUGUCACUGUUUGCCGUGGAUAUGGAUGCUGCAUUAGAGGUGCAACCCCCAGACACCUGGGACAGCUUUCCACUCUUUCAGCUUCUAAACGAUUCCCUCCGUAGUGACUAUAAUUUGUUGAAUGGAAAAUUCCACAAACACCUCCAAGACCUGUUUGCUCCACUUGUUGUUAGAUAUGUCGAUCUGAUGGAGUCCUCAAUUGCACAGUCAAUUCACAGGGGCUUUGAGCGGGAGUCAUGGGAGCCAGUAAAGAGUUUAACAAGUAAUCUGCCCAAUGUGAAUCUACCAAAUGUGAAUCUCCCUAAAGUACCAAAUCUACCAGUUAACAUCCCACUAGGCAUCCCACAAAUGCCUAGCUUUUCUGCACCGUCAUGGAUGGCUGCUAUUUAUGAUUCUGACAAUGGAUCAGGCACUUCAGAAGAUAUGUUCUGGAAACUUGAUGCCCUACAGACCUUCAUUCGGGAUUUGCACUGGCCUGAGGAGGAGUUUGGAAAACACUUAGAGCAACGCUUGAAGCUCAUGGCGAGUGACAUGAUCGAGUCCUGCGUUAAAAGAACCAGGAUUGCUUUUGAAGUCAAGCUGCAGAAAACCAGCCGAUCAACAGAUUUCCGAGUCCCUCAAUCAAUAUGCACCAUGUUUAAUGUCAUGGUGGAUGCCAAAGCUCAGUCGACAAAGCUUUGCAGUAUGGAAAUGGGCCAAGAGUUUGCUAAAGAGUGGCACCAGUACCAUUCAAAAAUAGAUGAACUAAUUGAGGAAACCGUCAAAGAAAUGAUAACACUGCUAGUGGCAAAGUUUGUCACCAUUUUGGAAGGAGUCUUGGCCAAACUGUCUAGAUAUGAUGAAGGAACUUUGUUUUCUUCUUUCCUGUCAUUUACUGUGAAGGCUGCUUCCAAAUACGUGGAUGUACCCAAGCCGGGGAUGGAUGUUGCUGAUGCCUAUGUGACAUUUGUCCGCCACUCUCAGGAUGUCCUGCGUGAUAAGGUCAAUGAGGAGAUGUAUAUAGAAAGGUUAUUUGAUCAAUGGUACACCAGCUCGAUGAAUGUUGUCUGCACCUGGCUGACAGACCGCAUGGACCUGCAGCUUCACAUUUACCAACUGAAAACUCUCAUUAGGAUAGUAAAGAAAACGUACCGGGAUUUCCGAUUGCAAGGCGUGCUGGACUCCACCUUAAACAGCAAAACCUACGAGACCAUCCGGAACCGGCUGACGGUAGAGGAGGCCACGGCGUCGGUCAGCGAAGGCGGAGGGCUCCAGGGGAUCACCAUGAAGGACAGCGAUGAGGAAGAUGAAGAGGACGACUAGGGAAGCUGGCCCAAAGGGCCGGCUGGGGGUUGCCUGGUAUCCGUGCAUGUACCUCGUCUGUAACUCAGUUAGCCACAUUAGGAACUCUUCUGUCAGCUCUAAAUGCCCAUGAGAAGUUUACCAAUACAAUGCCAUGUUAGCUGUGUGGUAAUAAGAUUAGCACCUCUCUUUGAUUCAUUGGUUUCCUGAUUUCAUAUCUAUAUGUUCAUAAGCAAUAUGGAGCACCAUUGUUUAAUACUGUUAAUGGGAAAAAAAC
Dryobates pubescens (Downy woodpecker) is the source of this 4577-nucleotide messenger RNA. RefSeq names its product calcium dependent secretion activator (gene CADPS). The transcript has 32 exons. The record is from RefSeq and is a predicted model, not a curated record. Gene Ontology annotation, cellular component: glutamatergic synapse. NCBI's taxonomy places the organism in Eukaryota, Metazoa, Chordata, Aves, Piciformes, Picidae. Gene Ontology annotation, biological process: dense core granule exocytosis; synaptic vesicle exocytosis; positive regulation of exocytosis. Bases 125 to 4321 code for a protein of 1398 amino acids.